This is a messenger RNA of Cuscuta campestris, 962 nucleotides long. Lineage: Eukaryota; Viridiplantae; Streptophyta; Magnoliopsida; Solanales; Convolvulaceae. The record is from the annotation of a GenBank genome assembly.
GAUGUUGUAAAGCUAGCAUUGCUACAUCUGUUGGGCAAUGUUAUGUUUGGGCACCAGUCAUGUGUUAGUUUUCCUAUUGGAUACAUUAACCUAGUAGAUGAUUUGGAUGCAUUCGAUAAAUUCCCAUGGGGUGAAGUCAUAUGGGAAGAGUUGUUAACACAUGCUGGGAGAUGUGCACAAUCCCUUAAAGCUCGUGGAAGGGGAAGAGUGACAUUUGGAGGGUUUGUCUUUGCCUUACAGGUAUGGGCAUUUGAGAAAUUUCCUUCCUUGAGAGAGUCGGGGCAUUGUCAAAUUGUGAAAGGAAGAGAAGAUUGGAUUCCACGUUGCCUAAGGUGGGAGAUUUAUGCAAAGAUUUCAGCACAGUUUCUUCAUGAAGCCAUAUUUGAAAAUCCAGAGUUUGAAGUGUCAAAGAUUGUUCCAAGUGAGAGGGAGUUAAAUGAUCCUUCAUUGGCAUUAUUUGCUAAUGAAUACAUAAGAAGGGGGAUAGAUGACACUGUGCAACAUAUUGAGAGCUCAGAAAAGGCUGCAACUGUAGCAAGAAAUCUGAGUGUUGGUAGUGCUAAGAAAAGAAAACUUUCAACAACUGGAAAUGCCCAAAACAAGCCAAAAGAGAAGAGAAAGAGAACUAUUCACAGCAUGAAAGAGGAAUUUCUUCCAAAAAUAAAAUCAAAGAGGAAGAAGGAGAGUCAGAGUCAGAUUAUAACAAUUCUCAAUGACAUGAAAAAAAUGCAGGAAAGCCAAGGGAAAGUGCUGAAGAUGAUCUUUGAGCAGUUAGAAAGAAAAAAGGGAGAUGAUACAGAGGAGAGGGGUUUUAAAAAGAUAGAUGAUGAAAUUGUCAAUGAGAAUGUUGAGAGUGAAGACAUGGAAAAUAAAAACAUGGGGAAGGAUACUAUUUUGGAAGAAGAUGGCACUGACCAUGGAGAUGUGGGAAAGGAUGGCACUUCCAGACAUGAUGACAAUGA